Messenger RNA from Plasmodium vivax (malaria parasite P. vivax), 4704 nucleotides. RefSeq lists its product as hypothetical. The annotation marks the transcript as partial. Lineage: Eukaryota; Apicomplexa; Aconoidasida; Haemosporida; Plasmodiidae. The transcript has a single exon. The record is from RefSeq and is a predicted model, not a curated record.
AUGGAUAUCGUACAAGAAAUUGCUGCAAAAGUUGUCCCAAAAGUUGUCCCAAAAGUUGUCCAAGAAGUUGCCCCAGAAAUCGUCCAAGAAAUCGCUAUGGAGAACAAGUGCGAGUUGGUAAGCACAGCUGUAGAGAGAGUUGUCACAGUAGAGGAUGCGCUAGAAGGCCAACUAGGCGCAGAUCUAAAAGCUGUAAGUGACGAAUGUGUUGUUAAGAUGGACUGCUGUUCAGAUGAUUUGUCCAUAAAUGAGUUGAAUGCGGUUGAGAGUGAUGAAGAGAAUGUCCUCAGUGCUGUUGAGUCACCUGUUUUUACAGAUUGUUGCACUACCUUGGUGGUUGACAGUUCAGAGGAAGAGUUGGAAAGUGUGGCAGUUACGUAUUUGAAUAGUUCUCGAACUAAGGAAGAAAGCGAAAUGGAAAGUGGAAUCGAAAGUGAAAUCGAAAGUGAAAGCGAUUUUUCGGAAGACUAUGUUGAGAGCUCGACUGAAGAGGGCUUGAAAGUGUUGCCCAAUGCUGAAACGGAAGAUUUUGUGCAAAUGGUAAAAUGGAUGAGAAGUAAAAUUGAAGACAAAAUUAUGCGUUUUAAGACUGUGUUUAAAGAGGGUUCGGUAGACAAUGCGGAAAACUCAUCAGAUUCGUUAAAAUGCAAUUCAGAGGACCAAAUGGAAUGUGUACAAGAUCUGAUGAGUUUUAUAGAGCAUACGUUGGACCACGUUAGUCAACAGUUUAAGCCUGCUUCGCCUGCUUCAGGGGAACAUCUUGAGUCGCUGCCAAGAGACGCCACUGAAUGCACGGUGGAGAGUAAAAAACUGUUGGUUAGGGAUGUGGAAGAGUACGAUUUGAGCGGUGUUGAGGCACUCUUCAACGAGUCUGCAGUAUCCACAAAGGAAAAUUUCGACUUGCUGUUUAGGGAUAUUGCCGACUAUGACUUGAGUGGUGUUGAGAUGCUCUUCAAGGAGACUGUGGAAGCCGCAAAGGAAGUGGCUAAUGUGCUGGUGAAGGACUUUGCAGAGUACGAUUUGAAAGGUGUUAGAGCACUUUUCAGAGAGGCUGUAAAAUCUUCGGAGGAAAUUGGGAGUGUGCUGGUGAAGGACUUUGCAGAGUACGAUUUGAAAGGUGUUAGAGCACUUUGCAAUCUUCCUGCUGAGUCUUCCAUGGAAAAUGCUGCACAGUUUUUGGAGGUUGUAGAUAAUGAACCAAGUAGUGGUCAUUAUUUACCCCGGACAAAGGGAUUUUCUAUUUGUUUUUGGGAAACAGGGUACUGCGCGGUGAAAAACAUCCGCCAAACAUCCUAUUAUUCUGUUUUUCAGUACAUUCAUGGUAAGAAAUACGACAUGUACAAAUCGCUUUGUAACGUAAAAAUGGAAUAUAAUUUUAACAGAGGACUUAUUAGGAGGACGAAUGCUGUUUACACGAUCACAGUGAGGAAAGGCAAGGAGAAAAUAAAGAGGCGAAAAAGUGCAGAAGUAAUUAAAGGACCAUGCUUUCCCAGGGAAAGGAGCAUGAUGAUAGAGGACUGUGGUGCUGAUUGUGAAGUCGUGAGUAAAAUCCAAAGUGAAAGCGGAAGUGGAAGUGGAAACGGAAAUGGAUGCGGAAGCGGAAAUGUGCGUGGAUGCGACAACGUGCAGGAAAGCGGAAACGUAAGUGGCAGCAAAAAUGCACGUGGAAGCAGAAAUGUACGUCGAAGCGGAAGCAGAAAUGGAAGUGGAAACGGAAAUGGAAGUGGAAGAGGAGGUGGAAACAGGCGAGGAAACAAUCACAACGGGGAUGGUCCUUCGGAUGGGGAAAAUUCUUCGGAUGACCAAGGUCAUGCGGAUGACGAGCAGUCGUCAAGUGAAGAUGAGCAGUCAGAUGAUGAAAUGGAAAAAUGGAAAAAAAAAAGUGCACAGAAGAGUGCUGAAAGGGAAGAAGAGAAAAGGGUGAGCGGAGGUCUCUCUGGCCGUAUGCUUCCGUGGAGCUCUUGCGCAAAAUCUGGUGAGGAAAGCUUAAAAAGAGAAGAUGCUGCGAGUAACUGUUCGUAUAUGUUACCCCUGGGAAGGAGUCGAAGAGAUGAGGAUGACUUAAAAAGAGAGGACGAUGCGGGUAGCAGUGCGUAUAUGCUGCCUUGGGAAAGAUGUGCCGAGAAAAAGGAUGAUGUUUUGCCCUCCAAAGGUGAAGAGACCUAUGUGCGCAACAGUUUUAGGGGGAGCAGGUGGGACAGGAGUGUAAAGCGAGAGGAAGAGAGUUUAAAAAGGGAGGACAACUUUAAGAGAGAGGACACCCCCAAAAGGGAGGAUAACUUCAAAUGGGAGGACACCCCCAAAAGGGAGGAUAACUUCAAAUGGGAGGACACCCCCAAAAGGGAGGAUAGCUUCAAAAGGGAGAGCAACUUCAAAAGAGAGGACAGCUUCAAACGGGAGGACAACUUCAAACGGGAGGACAACUUCAAAAGGGAGGAUAACUUCAAACGGGAAGAUUGCCUGGAUGCCACCGCCGAUGCUGCACCUUGGUGCGCGGGUGUUACGAGUGAGUCCAGUGGUUUAAGAAGGGAUCACGAGGGAAGGAGUAGCUCAUUGUUGAUACUAUCGCGCAGGAUGCAACAGAAUAGCGGUACAGGUGACUCAAAUAGGGAAAAUGCGACUGGUCGUUUGUUUGACAAUGUUGAUUUAGGCACUGAUGCAGUUGUAGCUGCAGCAGCUGCACCUAGUGGCGAAAAUCAGCAGGGUCAGAGGGGUGUCGCGCCUAAUGAUGUACAGCCUGGUAACAACGGUAGUGGAAGCAGUGGUGAUGAGAACUCCGAGGUAAGCACUCAUAUGGAUGAGGAGAGUAAUGCCAGCGAAAUGAUCCCCCAACCGGAUGGUAGUGGACUCUUUAGUGACACAGAAUAUUCAGAUGGUAGUAAGAAGGGCGAACAAACCAUAACUCCUGAUGAAAGCGAUUUAGAGAUAGAUACUGUACAUUUUAAAAAAGUGUUGGUAGGGAAUUAUAGAGAAAGAAAUGCAUAUGUUAUGAACCGACUGCGUGACACAUCGAAAUAUAUGCUCCCCAAAGCAGAUGAAAUGCCUGAGGACAGAAAGCUUAACCGGAUUAGAAACAUGUAUAACAAUCGUCCAACCAUAUCAGGCAGAACAAAAUAUAGGAGAUAUGCUGACAAAGAAGCGGGCAAAAACUGGAAAGAAAUAUCACGUGUUCUAAAGUAUGCAGAACGAAUUGUAUCGGAAAUUAUUUCAUGCUUCAAAGAAAACAACAAGUUCUGCCCCAAGUAUUCGACGGAAUAUUAUUAUGGAAAGAGGAUUCACAGUUUAUUCCCCCAAUAUCGUUUCUCUGAGUGUAAAAAGAUCUUUUUCUUUUUUGAUAAGCUGCAAAAGAAUCCCAUUAUUGAAAAGAGUAGAGAUGAUUAUCUAGAAACCGUUUUAGUAGAUGCCGAAGUUGAGAACAACGAUCGUUCAUAUAUUGAUACUAUAAAGGGGUGCAGAAAAAUUAUUUUAGACAUUAUGAGCUCUAUAAGGAAGAAUAUAAGAGAUAUAGGAUCUGCUGAUAUGAAAAACAAAAUUAAAGAGUAUAGGGAACGCUACCGAACAAGCACUGAGGAGAGAGAUGGAAUAUAUGCUGAAGAUCAUCCUUACAUUGUAGCUUUGAAAAAAAUCGAUGAUUGUUUCAGGGAACUUAGAGAGAAAUUUUUAUUAGUGCAACACGUUAUCAAUUUUUUCGAUUACAAAAUGGACAGAAUUAUUAGAACCUAUGCAUCUCAGUUGUGUUACAGCUACAGAUUUGUGCAUUAUUGGCUUCAUAUCAUAACGAGAUUAUUUACUGAUGUAGUUCAAGUGUGGGAUUUGCCAGAAGAAUUGCCUUGCCAGGUGUUUGAAACUUGUGGAGAAAAGAAAAAGGUUGUAGUGGUGCGAAGAAAGUUAGUACAAAUAAUGAAAAGAUUUAAGAAAUGCGUUGAAGACGGGAGCUACAAGCCUCAUAUGUACGAACAGAUGGUGACAGUGCCUGACGCUUACGAUAUUUAUAAGUACACCAAAAUAUUUUAUGAUCAGUUAUGUGAAGUGUAUAGAAAUUUAGCAGGACAUGAGAUUCGUGUGGUGCAUGACGUACAUAAUGAUAUUUGCGCGCGGGUAUAUAACUUAGAGCCUUCAAGUGACUUUGUGUAUUACGUAAACCGCAUUAUUCGACGUAUUGGAUCGACGGACCCGUCCCAGUGGCCAAAUCAUGAAGAGGUGCUAGAUCUGCUCCUCGAGGACGCAGGGGAAAUCGACAACACUGCAGUAAAUGGAAGUGCAGGAGGGAACGUCCUAGUAGAUGAGGGUGAAGGAGGGAACAGCGCAGCAGAUGAGGGUGAAGGAGGGAACAGCCCAGCAGAUGAGGAGGAAGAAGAGAACAGCCCAGCAGAUGAGGAAGAAGAAGAGAACAGCCCAACAGAUGAGGAAGAAGAAGAGAACAACGCAGCAGAUGAGGAUGCACAGACCAAUGCCACCAACGGCAGUCAUUACGAUGGAAAUACGAGUGACUCUUCAUACAAUUGCUAUGGGAAUAGACUAGACUCGAUAGAAGACUCAGCGUACUACUGCGAUGGUAUGGCAUAUGGAUCCACGGAAAAUGAAGCGUGCAUCUCUUAUGGGGCUGUUCCUUGCUUAUUGGAUAUUACGAGGCAAAUAGGCUCUGUAUCGCUAUCUGCACCUGUAGAAAAUGUAUCACACGAGAGUUCCAGAAAUAUAGGAGUA